Medioppia subpectinata is the source of this 2652-nucleotide messenger RNA. The record is from the annotation of a GenBank genome assembly. Lineage: Eukaryota; Metazoa; Arthropoda; Arachnida; Sarcoptiformes; Oppiidae.
AUGCCUCGUCGGCUGCGGACGGCCUAUACUAAUACCCAACUCUUGGAACUGGAAAAGGAAUUUCAUUUCAAUAAAUAUCUCUGUCGUCCGCGAAGAAUAGAAAUCGCGGCUUCACUUGAGUUGAGUGAAAGACAAGUGAAAGUUUGGUUUCAAAAUCGCCGAAUGAAACACAAAAGACAGUCACAGAUCAGUAAGAAUGGCGAUGAAAAGGGGGGUAAGAGUGGGUCGUGUAGUAAUGAUGAGGACAGUAUGGAUAUGGAUGGAAGUGGUGACGGCGGACACGGCAGUGGUUCGGACACAGGCCUCGAUUUAGAUAAGUCGGCUCUAAGUCCUAAUGAUAGCAAUCACUCGCAAAGUUCCAGAGAAGAGACGAUCAAAUGCGAGAAACCAACGCCACUGUCAAUGAUUGAUGCAAACCAAUGCUGUGCCGAAACCAUUUCUAAUCGCAAUAUAACCACAUCAACCACUGGUUCGCCAUCAGUGUUAUCACCUCAUUGUGAAGACAUCAAGAUCUCUGUGUCCAAUACUUCUCAUUUGCUUCAUUCGGCGCUAUCAUCAGUAAGUAGUUCUCCGGCCACUCGUAAUGCUUUGGGUUCGCCUUCCAGUGUAACCAUUAGCCCAAAAGGACAUCAAAGUCCAAAUGAACACUUGGUUUGUGCGCCCAUUCAUGUGACUAAAGUGAGGAAUUGGACACCAAAUACAAGACAACCAUUGAAUACAUUAAAUACAAUUGAGUGCCAUCCAAACCAAAACAAUAUAAACCCUAUGAAUACAGGUAUAAACUCUUCGACACCUAUAACAGCACAACAACCACUUCAUGGACAGCACCCGCCAAACAGCCAAAACUUUUACAACCGGUGCGUCAGUAUGUCUUCGUCUGUAACUUCUCAGUCAUGUUCUUCGACGACCUUUCCUUAUGGAAGGCGUCAAAGAUAUUCCACACAAUUCUCUUCUCAGAGCUCUUCCCGUUCUUCUCCAUCCAAUCCAUCGGUUUCUCAAACGACAAACUUUUGUUACCGAACGUCACCAUCGGAUAACUUCGCUGCCAAUACUCGCCCCUCACAACAGAGCACAUCUGCUUCAGCACCGGAACCGUUGGCGACAACAAAGUUCUUUCCGUGCGGACCCAACAGCUCAUUAUAUAGCGCUCAACAAACACAACAGUCUUCACAAUUACAGCAAAGGCCUCAUUACUUCACUACUGAUUAUAAUUGUGAUUAUUCUGGAGUGAGGAGUGAACCACAAACUUACCCCCAAAGACAGCCUUAUGAGAGCACUUUCAUAGAUAAUACACAACAACCACAACAACAGUAUCUGUCGAAUGGUGCCAUAGCCUAUGCAAGCCAUACAAACCAUGCAAACCAUACCAACCAUUCAAACUAUGCAAACCUUGUAAGCCAUGCGACAGAUCCGGAGCCAUACGAAAGUGAAAACAACGAUAGAGUGCAACCAAAUAACACCAAUGCCUAUACGAACUCAUCAAACGCUGCUUAUUAUGAAGUGGACACCAAUUCAAGUGAUCAUAACUCGCAACGAAUUCCCAGCGAAUACAAUGCAAUCGCUCUGAAACAACAGCCCCAACAAUACACCUCUCAAUCCCAGUCUAACACUCAUCAGCACCAGUAUUACGACAUACAUAGUGGCGGUACGGGUACGGGGCUGGCAGUGGCCGUCUCGCCCAACAUUCCCAAUACAUACGAUCAAACGUAUUGCAACUCUAAUAGCAAUAAUAGUACAGAUCUAUCGGCAAAUGCUUUUAAUAAUUAUAAUAAUAGCAACUAUUAUGACGUUUACAACAACUGUACGAACAAUGAGUUUAAUUUCAUAAACAUUGCCAACGAAUUCACAUCACCUGAAUAUUAUCAGCUCAGCUAAAGACAGGAUACCAAUCGCUUUGCAAUUCAAACCAUUCAAUUAUUAUAACAAUUUAUGACAAUUAGAUUUUAUUUAUAGCUUUACUAUUGUUUUUAUAGACACUACACAUGAGUUACUAUUUUAGUGCAAAACUAAAGGAUCCGAAUUAUUGUUAAUUUUAUUCUAUUAUUUUCAAAUUGUUAGCAAAAAAAAUAUAUACAGAAAAGCAAAAAGUGUCGACUUUUGUUGAACACUAGGCCGAGGUAUGGGAGCUGUGAGAGUGAAUGGUAUGGCAGUACCGGUAGAGCCGUAGUGUCGGUGCCAUUAAUAUUAUUGAACGUCAAACGAGAAUAGUUUGUGAUUUAGUUGAGUCUCUCAAGACUUAGCUCGCAUUAGAUUACAUUGUUUUUACUAUUAGUACAGUUAGAGUAUUGUCUAACUGUAUGAUACAGUCAUGUAUCCAUGUAUAGCAGAUUCGCUCCCAAACUAUAGCCCAUCCAUCUCUUAACAUCCCUUACCAUCUCUACAGACAACACAAAAGUAGUGUAUAUUUUUUGUUCACAUCUCGUGUAUAGCCUGUGCUGUAGUGCUGUUAGUGUUGUAUAAGUAAGUGAUGCUGUGAUGCAACGGCUCUCUCAUGCCAUCCGCCAAACCAUUCACUCGUUUUUCUAUUUUUCCGACUCAUGUAACAACUGAUCCCUUAAAUAAAGUAUAUAUAAAAUGUCUAACAAUUUAUAUAGAGAUCACAAUUUUUCACACAAUUUUUCUUUUAAUAUAAAUUCAUGACAUAGUUUUGAG